Messenger RNA from Condylura cristata (star-nosed mole), 3860 nucleotides. RefSeq names its product cadherin 8, type 2 (gene CDH8). The record is from RefSeq and is a predicted model, not a curated record. Lineage: Eukaryota; Metazoa; Chordata; Mammalia; Eulipotyphla; Talpidae. Bases 549 to 2948 code for a protein of 799 amino acids. Gene Ontology annotation, biological process: adherens junction organization; synaptic transmission, glutamatergic; homophilic cell-cell adhesion. Gene Ontology annotation, molecular function: calcium ion binding; cadherin binding. Gene Ontology annotation, cellular component: axon terminus; catenin complex; plasma membrane. The transcript is spliced from 12 exons.
UGGCAGGCAGGCGGGCUCGCACGCCGGAGCGCCCAGCCCGGAAUCCGUGGAUGUAUUUGGCACCUCCCUGCCUCCUCCAAGCUCGUCGGCGGUGGCCGCUCUGCGCACGGACGGGAACGUCCACCCAGCCGCUGCACUUUGGGCCGCCGACACCCCGAGCCCAGCGCGGCCGCCCCGCGUCUCCGCGCCGAAGCCCGCAGCUCCGAGCGGCAUGAACGGAAUCCGGAGGCGCCUGCCCAGCGCGCGGGAACCGGUCGGUGCUCGCCGCCCAAGGGAGCCGACCCCGAGCCCCUCCAGCCAUUUGUGAACUAAGAAGCUGCAAAUUCGUCCCCCGCCGAGCCCCAUAAGAGAAAUUUCGAGAAAAAGGAAAGCCAAUGGAUCACGGUCUUAGAAAAACUGCUUAGAAGAUGUCUAUUUCCUGUGCUCUCAAUACCGGGCAGAGCUCUAAGUAAAUGCUCAGCACUGCAUGAUGAAUUGGAUGACUGCAGACCGGAGGCAAAAAAAAUAAUUGUCUCAUUUUCGUGGUGAUUUGCUUAACUGGUGGGACCAUGCCAGAACGGCUAGCGGAAAUGCUCUUGGAUCUCUGGACUCCAUUAAUAAUAUUAUGGAUUACCCUACCCCCUUACAUUUACAUGGCUCCGAUGAAUCAGUCUCAAGGCGUAAUGAGUGGAUCCCCUUUGGAACUAAACAGUCUGAGUGAAGAACAGCGGAUUUUAAACCGCUCCAAAAGAGGCUGGGUUUGGAAUCAAAUGUUUGUCCUGGAAGAGUUUUCUGGACCUGAACCCAUUCUUGUUGGCCGGCUACACACAGACCUGGAUCCUGGGAGCAAAAAAAUCAAAUAUAUCCUCUCAGGAGAUGGAGCUGGGACAAUCUUUCAAAUAAAUGACAUAACAGGAGAUAUCCAUGCUAUAAAAAGACUUGACCGAGAGGAAAAGGCUGAGUAUACCCUAACAGCUCAGGCUGUGGACUGGGAGACGAACAAACCUCUUGAGCCUCCUUCUGAAUUUAUUAUAAAAGUUCAAGACAUCAACGACAAUGCACCAGAGUUUCUUAAUGGACCCUAUCAUGCUACUGUGCCAGAGAUGUCCAUUCUGGGUACGUCUGUCACUAAUGUAACAGCUACUGAUGCUGAUGACCCAGUUUAUGGAAACAGUGCAAAGUUGGUUUAUAGUAUCUUGGAAGGGCAACCUUACUUUUCCAUUGAUCCUGAAACAGCAAUUAUAAAAACUGCCCUCCCGAACAUGGACAGAGAAGCCAAGGAGGAGUACCUGGUUGUUAUCCAAGCCAAAGAUAUGGGCGGCCACUCUGGCGGCCUGUCUGGGACCACGACACUCACCGUGACCCUGACCGACGUGAAUGACAAUCCUCCCAAAUUUGCCCAGAGUCUGUAUCACUUCUCAGUACCAGAGGACGUGGUUCUUGGCACUGCCAUAGGGAAGGUGAAGGCCAAUGACCAGGACAUUGGUGAAAAUGCACAGUCAUCAUAUGACAUCAUUGAUGGAGAUGGAACAGCUCUCUUCGAGAUCACUUCUGACGCCCAGGCCCAGGAUGGCAUUAUAAGACUAAGAAAGCCUCUGGACUUUGAGACCAAAAAAUCCUAUACACUGAAAGUAGAGGCCACCAAUGUCCACAUUGACCCACGUUUCAGUGCCAGGGGACCCUUUAAAGAUACGGCAACUGUUAAAAUUGUUGUUGAAGAUGCUGAUGAACCUCCUGUCUUCUCUUCACCAACUUACCUCCUUGAAGUUCAUGAAAAUGCUGCUCUCAACUCCGUGAUCGGACAAGUGACUGCUCGUGACCCGGAUAUCACUUCCAGUCCUAUAAGGUUUUCCAUUGACCGGCACACUGACCUGGAGAGACAGUUCAACAUUAAUGCAGAUGAUGGGAAGAUCACGUUGGCAACACCACUUGACAGAGAAUUAAGUGUAUGGCACAACAUAACAAUCAUUGCCACCGAAAUUAGGAACCACAGUCAGAUAUCAGGAGUACCUGUUGCUAUUAAAGUGCUGGAUGUCAAUGACAACGCCCCUGAAUUCGCAUCCGAAUAUGAGGCAUUUUUAUGUGAAAAUGGAAAACCCGGCCAAGUCAUUCAGACAGUCAGUGCCAUGGACAAAGAUGAUCCCCAAAAUGGACAUUAUUUCUUAUACAGUCUUCUUCCAGAAAUGGUCAACAACCCGAACUUUACCAUCAAGAAAAAUGAAGAUAAUUCCCUCAGCAUUUUGGCAAAGCAUAAUGGAUUCAACCGCCAGAAGCAAGAAGUCUAUCUUUUACCAAUCAUAAUCAGUGAUAGUGGAAAUCCGCCUCUGAGCAGCACCAGCACCCUGACCAUCCGGGUCUGUGGCUGUAGCAGUGAUGGUGUUGUCCAGUCUUGUAAUGUUGAAGCUUAUGUCCUUCCGAUUGGACUGAGUAUGGGCGCCUUAAUUGCCAUAUUAGCAUGCAUCAUUUUGCUGCUAGUCAUCGUGGUGCUGUUUGUAACUCUGCGGCGACAUAAAAACGAGCCAUUGAUUAUCAAAGACGAUGAAGACGUCCGAGAAAACAUCAUCCGCUAUGAUGACGAAGGAGGCGGGGAGGAAGACACGGAGGCCUUUGACAUUGCAACUUUACAGAACCCUGAUGGAAUUAAUGGAUUUUUACCCCGUAAGGAUAUUAAACCAGAUUUGCAGUUUAUGCCCAGACAAGGGCUCGCUCCGGUUCCGAAUGGGGUCGAUGUUGAUGAAUUUAUUAACGUGCGGCUCCAUGAGGCUGAUAAUGACCCCACGGCCCCGCCCUAUGACUCCAUCCAGAUUUAUGGCUAUGAAGGCCGAGGGUCUGUGGCUGGGUCCCUCAGUUCCCUGGAGUCCACCACCUCAGACUCAGACCAGAAUUUUGACUACCUCAGUGACUGGGGUCCCCGCUUUAAGAGGCUGGGUGAACUCUACUCUGUUGGUGAAAGUGACAAAGAAACUUGACAGUGGAUUAUACAUACAUCAAGGAACUGAGCAUUCUGUAAUAUUCUAGGGUUACUCCCCUUAGAUACAAGCAAAAUGUGGCUCUUUGUUUUAGAGGCAAGUUUAGCACCAGUCAUCUAUAAACUCAACUACAUUUUAAUGUUGAACCAAAAAAUUACCAAUAAAAAUUAAAAGUAUUUGUUAGGAGGUUAUAAAUCUUGUGGAGUGUGAAUUAAAGUAUGUGGAGUGUCUAGAAGUCUUUGGAUAUUUGAUAUUUAUCUGACCACCACAGACAAAGAUUGGGAUCCUGAUGAAUCUUUAGAGAAGUGGUUGCAAAAGAGGAAAAAAUCAAAAUUAAAAGGUGCUUUCUUAGAAAAAUGGACCUGCAAGGAAUUUGCUGCUGAUCUGUGUCUUCUGCAAGGAUUUUUAUAAAUGCAAAUGGUUUUUUCCCCUUCGCCAAUAAGGAUCCCGCCACACAUGAUAAAGCAAUACUCGGUCUGCUGUACUUUCUCACAUUUGGAGUUGUAGGCGGCCUCCUAGAUAAUGCGGUACGGUGACCACCCAUUGUACAUAAUUGUUGGCCCCGCUCAUCAGAGACUGAAGAGCAUCUUUAAAUAUUGUGUCGAGCCUUAAAAUAUUCACGUUUGUAAUCCAUGCCAGAGUGGGAUUGCCAACUAGUGGUAAGAGAAUAGUCCCAUCUCAACAGGCUUGCUUUCCGGAAGCAGGAUUACCCAUUCCCUCCGCUUCAUCUUCUUCCACGAGGACACAAAGAUUAACUGUACCACACAGUGGACCACAUAAAAGACAGAUGGUUUUAUUGCUAGCGCGUGAAUUUAUUUGUUUAAUCCUCGAAAUAAAUAUUUUAUUGAUGUCCAUUAAUGCUUUUAUUUAUUAAGGUUGGUAAUCUAUAGAUAAGGGACUCUAUGGGGAAAA